Molecule: messenger RNA, 11268 nt
Organism: Struthio camelus australis
Lineage: Eukaryota; Metazoa; Chordata; Aves; Struthioniformes; Struthionidae
Source: RefSeq, a predicted model, not a curated record
GCCCUGUCAGGAUAUCCUGUCAUUCAGUUAGGAAGGGUUUAUCCAGCUUUGCAGUGAAAUCUUUCAGCAAAGACCCUGCAUUUCAGAAUUUUUCCUGUCUAAAGGCACACUUCGUAUGCUGUAUCUUUCACUCAUUUGCAUUCAGGAAGAGAAGGGAAGAGUCAUUUUAAAGUGUUUGCCUAAGAAUGCAGAAAAAGUAGUAACUCUAACAAAUAUUCAUUUUAUGUCAUAAUUCUAUUAUUCAUGUCUUAAGGGUUCUGAAGAAAAAAAUUCAAGUUCUUCACAAUGGAGAAAAAUCUGAUUGUUUUACUCCUUUUGGUCUCUUUGGUUGCAACGAAGCUAUGUUCAGCAUCACAAGUCCCAGAUCAGAUGAAGAAGCAAUGUGAUCAAAAGCUGCUCAUUCGAAUGAAAACUGAAUGUCUACCGUGCUCUCUAAACCUCGAAACCCAGUGCCCUGCUGGAUACACCAAAAUUACCAAUGGGACUGGGAUACCAGACUGCAGGUAUUACCUAGAAAUUAAAACACACACUCUUUCUUUUCCUGGAUGUCGGCAUCUUUGUAUGAAGGAAUUUGAACAACCUGAGUGCUGUGAGGGACACUGGGGCCCAGACUGUAUAGCAUGUCCGGGAGGAGCUGCUUCACCAUGCAACAAAAGAGGACGCUGCUCUCAGGGUAGAAAUGGGGAUGGAACAUGCACCUUCCAGAAAGGAUUUGGUGGAACAGCCUGUGAAAAAUGUGCUGAAGAUCAUUUAUUUGGCCCUCACUGCACAUCAGUUUGCAAUUGUGUUCAUGGAGUAUGCAACAGUGGAAUUACAGGAGAUGGAAGAUGCACAUGCUUGUCUGGAUACCAAGGGCUCACGUGUGAUCAGCCAAUAGCCGAAUGCGAGGCCUUACAGUGCCCUUCAAACUCCAGGUGCUCUGCUUCUACUGAAGAUGGAACAAGGCUGGAAUGUACAUGUCUGCCCAAUUACCACAGGGGUAACAAACAAUGUGAACCUAUCAACCCGUGUUCCAAAAAGGUCUGCGAUUCCAAUGCUGACUGCACUUACCUUGGACCAAAUCAUCACAAAUGUACCUGUAAAGAAGGUUACAGAGGUGACGGUCAAGUCUGCUUACCCAUAGACCCUUGCCAAGCAAUAUAUGGAAAUUGCCCUCCACAGUCUACCAUUUGCAAAUAUGAUGGUCCAGGAAAGUCCCACUGUGAAUGCAAAGAACAUUACACAAACUUUAUACCUGGAAAAGGAUGCAGCAUGGCAGACAUCUGUGAAACUAACAACACCUGCCAUAAGAAAGCUAAAUGCUCAAUGAUUGCACCAGGACAGAUUACGUGCACUUGCCAGGUGGGCUAUGUCGGAAAUGGCUUUGUGUGCUACGGGAACAUCAUGGAACGACUUAGAGACUUGAAUGCUGAAGUGGGAGGACAGUGGCAAGGAAAGCUGACAUCUGCCUUAUCUCUUAUGGAAAAUGUCUAUGAGUGGCCACUGAGUAGUCUGGGACCAUUUACCGUGCUUGUACCAACAAACAAGGGGCUCAAAGGCACAAAUAUAAAGGACCUUCUGAAUAAUAAACAGAAAGCACAAUACUUUGUGAAACUCCAUGUAAUUGCUGGUCAGUUGAAUACCAGUAAUUUGAAUAAUACUAAUGUAAUAUAUACUUUGACUGGCAAGUCAGGGGAGAUAUCAAAGGGAGAAAAGGAUUAUCAAUUAAGAAUUAGAAUUCAAGGAGGAAGGAGGAAAGGAAAACUUUUGCAGGGGAACAUAAUUGCUUCCAAUGGGAUUUUGCACAUUAUUGACAAAGCCAUGGACAACAGGGACCCAACGUUUGAAAGCAGCAAAGAGGAAACGAUAAUGUCAGUGCUUCAAGAUAAUGAAAGAUACAGCCAAUUUACAUCCUUGAUAGAGAAAACUGGCCUGGGAGUGGCCUUACAACAGGAUAAUAGACCUUACACAGUCUUUGUUCCAAGUAACGAUGCUCUGAAUAGCAUGAAAGCCAGGGAUCUGGAUUACCUGCUUUCCACAGAGGGGUCAUGGAAGCUUCUGGAGCUCGUCCGAUACCACAUUGUUUCUAACAUUCAGCUCGAGGUUGCCAGCCUCAUCUCAAUAGAGCACGUGAGAAGCAUGGCUAAGCAGCUCAUCUACAUUAACAGGACCAGCACUGGACGAAUCUUGGUGAGUGGAGAAGAAAUUGAAGAAACAGAUAUUAUUGCAAAAAAUGGUCACAUUUAUACUCUUGCAGGCGUUCUUAUCCCACCCACAAUUGUUCCAAUUCUACCCCAUCGGUGCGAUGAGACAAGAACUCAAGUUGCAAUGGGUACCUGUGCAAGUUGUUUAUUGCGCACACUGACUCCCUGUCCACAGGAUUCAAAGCCUAUACCUUUCUCAAAACGAAGAUGCAUUAUUGAAGGCUCCACCUUUCCAAAAACUGGCUGUGCUAGAUACUGCAAUAUAACAGUAAAGGAACCAAAAUGUUGCAAAGGCUUCUUUGGCCCUGACUGUAUUCCAUGUCCAGGAGGUUUCUCCAAACCCUGCUCAGGAAACGGGCAGUGCGUGGAUGGCAUGAAUGGAAACGGAACCUGUAUUUGUGCUGACGCAUUUCAAGGCUCACACUGUCAGUUCUGCUCAGACCCUGGCAAAUAUGGAGCUCAGUGUGACAAAAAAUGCCUCUGCAUUUAUGGAAAAUGUGAUAACCGAAUAGACAGUGAUGGGAUCUGUCUUCCUGGCUCAUGCAGAAGUGGAUAUACAGGGAAGUUCUGUGAUAAGCAAAUUGUUCCAUGUGAGCCCUCCUUACAAUUCUGUCAUGCACAUGCAGACUGCCAGCUUAGCAAUGGUGCAGUGAGCUGUGUUUGCAAACCUGGCUAUGAGGGAGAUGGAAUGACCUGCAGCAAAGUUGAUCCCUGUGCUAGUUUAAAUCCAGGUGGCUGCAGUACCAAUGCUGAGUGUAUUCACACAGGCCUUGGAGUGUACGCAUGUGCUUGCCAGGCAGGAUGGACUGGUGACGGAAGAGACUGCUCAGCCAUCAACAACUGCCUGCUGCCUACCUUGGGAGGGUGCCAUGAAAAUGCAACCUGCAUAUAUGUAGGGCCUGGUCAGAAUGACUGCAAAUGUAAAGACGGUUUUCGGGGGAGUGGAAUUGAAUGCACACCGAUAAACUCAUGUUUGGAACAAAAUGGAAAAUGCCAUCAUCUGGCAACUUGCCAGUUUGAAUCUUCUCACGGCUGGGAGUGUGUGUGUCCAACAGGCUAUGAAGGAGAUGGUAGAAUGUGCUAUGGAAAUACAGCAGAGGAGUUAUCUACUCUGUCAGAAGCAGCUGCGUUUAACCAAUGGGUUAAUGAGGCUGAGAUAAACUCAGUGUUGUCCACUACCUCAAAUCUAACUGUCCUCGUGCCUUCUCUUCAAGCAAUUGAAAACAUGGAUGAAGAUGAGAAAGCGUUUUGGAUGUCAAAGAGUAACAUCCCAACCCUACUGAAGUAUCACAUGUUGACAGGCACUUACAGCUUUGCUGAUUUCCAGAAUUUAUCGUCCUCUGAUAUGCUGCCAACAUCUCUACAGAGCAACUUCCUACGCUUGUCUGAAGAGAAUGGGAACAUCACGGUUGAAGGAGCUCACAUUGUAGUUGGCGAUGUUGCAUCCACAAAUGGGAUCAUACAUGUUAUUGAUAAGGUUCUGACUCCACCCCGAAGCACCAUAAUGCCAAGGCUGCUGGCCCGCUUAGAACAAAUGCCCGAUUACUCCAUUUUCAGGGGCUACAUUAUUCAAUACAGCCUAGCAGAUGAAAUAGAAGCUGCAAACACGUACACAGUGUUUGCCCCAAAUAAUGAUGCCAUCAAAAAUUACCUAAGGGACAAAAAGUCUACUCUGGAUGAGGACCAUAUCCGAUAUCAUGUUGUGCUGGAUGAGAAGCUCCUGAAGAAUGACCUGCACAAUGGCAUGCACAGGGAAACCAUGCUCGGGUUUUCCUAUCAAGUUGGAUUCUUCCUCCACAGCAGCGAGCUGUUCGUAAAUGAUGCACCUAUAAGCUAUGCAAAUGUUGCAACAGACAAAGGAAUUAUUCAUGGAUUGGGAAAAGUCUUGGAAAUCCAGAAGAAUAGAUGUGAUAUUAAUGAUACUGUGAUCACUGAAAAGUGCAGGCUUUGUUUGCAGCCAUCAAGCUGUCCUCCAGGAACAAAAGAAUUGGCAGGGGAGAAGAAAUAUUGUAUCCUUUCUGAAAACAGGAGAAUAUACACCAUCCAGAUUGGAUGCCAGCCAAAAUGUGCAAAAACCGUAAUUACCAAGGAGUGCUGUGCAGGUUUCUUCGGGCAGCAAUGUCAGCCCUGUCCCGGGAAAGCAGGGAACGCCUGCUUCGGGAAUGGCGUGUGCGUGGACGGCAUCAACGGCACGGGUGCAUGUGAAUGCGGAGAGGGGUUUGUUGGCACAGCCUGUGAAAGCUGCGUGGAAGGCAAAUACGGCCACAACUGCGAUCAAGUGUGCACUUGUGUCCAUGGGAAAUGUAACAGUGGGAUUGAUGGGGAUGGCUCCUGCGAAUGUGACAUCGGUUGGAGAGGAGUGAUGUGCGAGAGCGAAAUCAAAGAUGAUGCAUGUAACACCUCAUGCCAUACCAGUGCUAACUGCCUCCUUCUACCGAAUGGCACUGCCUAUUGCAAGUGUGCAGCUGGGUUCAAGGGCAACGGGACAUUCUGUGCAGCUAUUGAUGCUUGCGAGACCAGCAAUGGAGGCUGCUCUGCCAAAGCAGAAUGUAGAAGAACAACACCUGGAAAUAGAAUCUGCAUAUGCAAGGCUGGGUACACCGGAGACGGAAUAGUCUGCAUUGAAAUCAACCCUUGUUUGGAGAACAAUGGUGGCUGUGAUAGAAACGCUGAAUGCACCCAAACUGGACCCAAUCAAGCAGCAUGUAAUUGCUUGAAGGGAUAUUCUGGAGAUGGUAAAAAAUGCACAUAUAUCAGUCUGUGUUCACAGAAUAACGGAGGCUGCAGCGAAUUUGCAAUCUGUAAUGACACUGAGCUGACAGAAAGGACCUGCACCUGCAAACAUAACUACGUUGGGGACGGAUUUAAAUGUCGAGGCAAUAUCUUCCAGGAACUUCUCAGGGACUCCAAAACAUCUAGGUUUUAUUUCUACCUAGAGGCUUUGUCUAUCAGAGAUAUUGCCGGCCCCGGCCCUUUCACUCUAUUCAUACCACGCACAGAUGUGUUAAACACUGACCCACGAGUUAAAGACUGGCUUGCCAGGGGAGCGAUGGCUCAAAUUCUUCGGUACCAUAUGGUGGGUUGUGCUAGUCUACUGUAUAAUGACCUGAGAACAACUGCAAACAUCACCUCUCUCCAUGGGGACCCCAUACAGAUCAGCUAUUCUAAGAACUCUGUGUAUUUGAACAAUAAAGCAGAAAUUAUAUUCAGUGACGCCGUUGGCACAAAUGGCGUGAUCCAUGUCAUAGAUCAAGUUCUGGUCCCACCACAGAUUCAGGAAUUUCCCCCAGGCACUAAGAAGGAAAGCCUCAAAAUGGUUGCAGCCAAACAUGGAUACAUCCUGUUCAGCAACUUGCUAGAGGUAAGAAUAAUGAAUCAGCAGCCAUCAGGCACAGGGACAAUCAGUUCCAAACUCUACCCCACCCCCCCCCCCCCCCCCCCCCUGAUCAAUGAUCCCAUUCACAAACCUGUCACGCUCUUCUGGCCCACGGACGCUGCUAUCAGAGGCCUCCCGCAGGAACAGCGGGACUUCCUGUUCAAAAAGUCCAAUACAGACAAACUGGUGCAGUACCUCAAAUUCCACAUCAUCCGAGAUGCAGAGGUGUUGGCCUACCAGCUUCCCCACUCCAGCUCACUGAAAACCCUGCAGGGCUCCAACCUCAGCAUUAGCUGCGGGGAUAAUGGGGAGAUCGGUGCCCUUUUCCUGAAUGACAGGAGGUGUAAGAUAGUGCAGCGGCAGCUGGAGUUUGAUGGGGGUAUUGCGUAUGGCAUCAACUGCCUCCUGAUGGACCCCAGCCUGGGAGGCCGCUGCGACAGCUUUUUCACUGUGGAUUUUCUGGUCAGUCUGGCAUUUCUUUCCCCUGGUGAAGGCACGGCUCGUGGGCCAAACUCUAUCCUCACAGAAACCAGGGACAAGACUCACAAAGCUUCAGCACUAUGGAGAUUAAGUCCUGUCACUUCAGGCUGGCUUCAUUGCUGCUUCAUAUUUGCCACACCGGCUAAAGCUCAGGGGUAUUGCGUUAGCUGUUUCAGUAAUUCUAAAUGCCCUCCAGGGACGAAACCAAAGGAAGGGAUUCACAGGUGUACGUAUGAAUCCUAUGGGAUCCCAAGAAGUGGCUGCCGCAGGAAUUGUUCGAUGGUGAUCCACACUACCAAAUGCUGCAAGGGUUACUUUGGGCGGGACUGCCAAGCUUGCCCAGGAGGACCAGAGACCCCAUGUAAUAACCAUGGCUCCUGUGAUGAUGGGUACACUGGGACAGGAGAGUGCGACUGUGACAGUGGCUUCAAUGGGACUUCAUGUGAGCUGUGUUUGCCAGGCAGAUAUGGCUCUGACUGCAGACUCUGUGAAUGCAAGGCCCACGGACAAUGCGAUGAAGGAUACUCUGGAACAGGACGAUGUUUCUGUGAAACAGGAUGGACUGGUCGGCUGUGUGAAACCAAACUAGCUCUGCAGCCAGUGUGUUCUCCAAGCUGUUCCACCAAUGCUGUCUGUACAGAAAACAACACAUGUCAGUGCAAGCCAUUUUAUGACGGAGAUGGGAUCACAUGCACAGCUGCAGACCUUUGCAUACAAAACAACGGCGGUUGUCACAAGGCAGCAGAAUGCACACAAAUUGGGGUGAAAAUCUUUUGUAGCUGUCAGAAAGGAUACAAAGGAGAUGGUUUUACAUGCCUUCCAAUAAAUCCUUGUGCUGAUGGGUUCAAUGGAGGCUGCCAUGAACAUGCCAUUUGUACAGUCUCAGGACCUGAUAAACGCAAGUGUGAAUGUAAAAAUAACUACAUUGGUGAUGGGCUGAACUGCUCUGUGAUGCAACUUCCUAUUGACCGCUGUUUGCAAGAGAACGGGCAGUGCCAUCCUGAUGCUGACUGUGCAGAUCUCCACUUUCAAGAUACUACGGUUGGAGUUUUCCAUUUACGGUCCCCGCAAGGGCAGUACAAAAUGACUUAUGAGAAGGCAAAAGAGGCCUGCGCCAAUGAAUCAGCCACCAUAGCUACAUAUAAUCAGCUGCUGUAUGCUCAGAAGGCAAGAUACCACCUUUGUGCAGCUGGUUGGUUAGACAGUGAAAGAGUUGGUUAUCCUACUGCCUUCUCCUCCCCAAACUGCGGAGCUGGAUAUGUUGGAAUAGUCGACUAUGGGAAAAGAGUCAACCUGAGUGAAACCUGGGAUGUUUUCUGCUACAGAGAGAAAGAGGUGAACUGCACCUGCAAGACAGGCUACGUGGGGGAUGGCUUCUCCUGUAGCGGGAAUUUGCUGCAAGUACUGAUGUCUUUCCCAACGCUGACAAACUUCUUGUCGGAAAUCAUGGCUUACUCUAACAGCUCUAGGAGAGGGAGAGAGUUCCUGCAGUACCUCACAGACCUGUCAGUUCGUGCCACUCUCUUUGCCCCAAAUGAUAGUGGGUUAAUGGAAAAUGAGACACUUUCUGGGCGAGAUAUUGAGUAUCAUUUAUCUAAUGCAAGCUUAAUGUUUUAUGAAGACUUGACCAACGGAACCACUCUUCUAACACGAUUAGGGGAAAAACUCUUAAUUACAGACAGCAGAGGCCAGGAAUACCAAGCCCUCACAAACAAACAGAACAAGAUCAGAUACGUGGAUGGAAGUGCUAUUGUUGAGUGGGAUAUAAUUGCUUCCAACGGGAUAAUCCAUGUCAUUUCAGAGCCUUUAAAGGCCCCCCCAGCACCUGCUUAUCUUCAUGCUGGUUCUGGGACAGGAAUAUUCUUUGGCAUCUUUCUGGUUAUUGGAAUUGGGGCUUUUAUUGGAUAUUUUUACCUCAGAUUCAAGAAAGACACGGGCUUUCAGCAUUUCAAGUCAAAAGAUGACACUGACGUAACAUCACUGGACAAGUCACAGCCUUCAAAUAUCACCAACCCCUCAUAUGAAAGCUCUUCUGCACUGACUCCACCAGAACCUACUUAUGAUCCUUUCUCAGAUUCAGAUGACCAGCAGCUUGUGAUGAGUGGUCCUCAUGAUCAGGAUUAAAAGUAUGAAUUUUUAUGAAAAGUAUGAAACACAUUUCUAUUUACACUUACUGGGAACAAAUAGCACUUACAUGUUUCAGGGAAUAAAGUCUCUUGUUACAAAUUAAAAAACAAAACAGAAGAGCAGGACUUGGUUUAAGAUGCAGCCUACAGAGUUCACAAUGUUACCGACUUCAGAAGUGUUGGCUGUAUCUAAGAAACAUCCACUACAAGUACCACACGCAAAAUUAAGUCCCAACUAACCUACCCAGAAGCAAGCAGAAACUUAUUUCCCUGCUAAAAGCAUAAGACUUUCACUAGAAUGCUAUUUUACAGCUCUUCUGUACAAUAUUUAAAAUGGCCCCAAACACUCUGGGGUGCUAACCUCAAAAAUAUCCUAAAUUUACUAGCACUCUGGCUCUGUGCUUUCAUUUUGGCUUGGUUACAACUACAACUGGAUAGCAUGAAACAGAACAUGCGUUAUACAAAUAGCACUAGUGACCUGUAUUUUUUAGUUGUUGGGGGGGGGAGGGGGGGGUUUGUUAAUACACUUUUUUGUAAGAAUUCCAGCAACAGGAAAUGCAAACAUACUAUUUGUUUUAUUUGCCUGCCCUGGCUUUUCUGUCCUUCCUCCAACUUUACUGUGUUUUGUUUACAUCUCAAAUAACUGUACAAUGGGAAACAGUAACAGCAUUAGCAAGAAAAAUAGAUCAUAUGAAGGUAUGAAAAAAAAAAAUCAAUUCUCACUUGAGAGAUUUGUUGGAAAAGUAGACAAUGAAGAAGUAUGUACCUCACCACUUCAUGCUCCACGUUCAGUUUCUUAGUCUGGGAGGAGCAAAAGCCAUCUAUUUGUUCAAGUACUGUAUUUCUACCAAGCACGUUAACACUGCGCCUUUCAACCAGCGCGCACCAAUAGCUGCUGCCAUUGUCGCCAUACUAUUAAAGUGAAUCAAACUUGAGUUUGAUUCUCUUUCAUUUCCUCCCCUCAAAGCCUUAACAUCACAGCAAAUUGUGAGAACACUAUAGAGAGCACAAAACAGCAAGAAGAGAGAUUUUGUUGCUGACAGAAGUAACGUCUGCAUAUCACAUACUUCCAGUGUUUACUAUUUGGGGGGGGGGAGGGGAAGUGAGGGGGUAUCGCUGUAGGAGAGUGUUAGUUCCCUCUAACUAUAUCCCCAGGAUGCCCCAUAUCAGAACAAGGUACAUAGGCAAACCUGCAAAUCACACAAAGCCAGAGCUGUUGAUGCAGCUAUCCAGCACACGCAAGGCAAUUUAAGGAGAAAAUAGGACCGAGUGAGAGAGACUGAUGACAUUUCCCUAACUCCUCCCCUUUCCCCUCCACAAAAUGCCUUUUUAUUUUUACUUGAAGAUACUGAAAUUCAGACAACGAACACGUGCUUCCAUGCACACAUGUAUUUAGGGGCGUUUUCCCCACAGAACUUUGCAAUUAAUACAACUCUUGUUCUUCCCUUCUCCCAAAUCACCCACAAAAAUUAAGACUCAUAAGGACUAGGUGAUGAAGUCCAAGCAUUUAUUUUUGUAAUAAUCAUUAAAUAUUUUUUAUCACAAAAAUGUUUCAACAGUUCAUUAAACUCUUCUUUUACUGACAAACUAUUGUCUUCUGAGUUUUUAGUAAGAUUGGGGGGGGGGAGACCCUCUUUUCCUUACUCUAGUGUUCAAAUGAAAUAUACUCCCAAAAUAACAAAGAGACACUGCCCUUUAAACAUGCUGAAAAAUCCAUCUGAAGUCAGUAAGAUAAUGUUACAGUACUUAACGCAGACAGCAGAGGUGUACAGUUCAACUUCUUUGACGUUACAAAAAAGCCAAAACAUUUUUAAAAGAAAGAAGAGCAUUCCAUCACUGAAAAAAUAAAUAAAAAGAUACACUUGAAAAUUCUCACUUAAAUGCAUAUUGUAUAUAGUUUUCUUAAGGAACAAUCUUUUGAUAACUGAAUUUUUCAUGCAGUGUUGUUUAUUUCAAGAAGUCAUGCAAUAUAAGCAAGAUAUUACUUCAGCUAGCUGUUGCCACACAACUUUGUACAGGGAUCAACCAUAAGUUUUGACGGAUUUAUAAGUUAAGAUAGAAGAGAGGAGAGGAGAAAGAAAUCAUCUUGAAACGAAAUGUACAAUAUGUGGAUAUCAUCAUCCAACCAAAUUAAAACUGUUCCUGCUUAACGCAGGAAAAGUAAGUAAAUGAACCGACUCCUAGCCAGAGGUAAGGGAACAAACAUCACACACCUAUAAUCAACAAAACAUUAUCAAAUUCAAUAAUGCACCAUUGUGCAAUACAACACUACUAAUUGCUGGUAGUAAAAUGAAGAAUGUGCAGGGUUUUUGUUUUUUUUUUUUUUUACUUUGUUUUUGAACAGUGCAUUGAGAUCUCUGGAGCAUGAAAGGUGUUACCCACAGUAACACCAAGUUCUGUUCUAGCUGAGCAUUAGGAACUGAAGGCAAACCAGGGAUAUUUCUAUCCCCAAAUUUCAGCUUACAAAACAGCCAGGUACUAUCAAGUUAUGCUAAAUACUUUUUGCACAGUCCCACCAACAACUCCCCUGAUAAAGCCAGACUAUCUUCCUGCCAAAUUUUAUCUUUUCUUUCCCCCCCCCCCCCCAGCAAAACAGCAGGACUGUCAGAUGAACUUAACUCAUUUCAAGUACGUUCAUCUGUUUAAAUAUACACACACGCAUGCACUCUGGGAGUGCUGCAUGUCAGGUUUUACACAGGAGUGCAAGAAAACCACAAAAAAUGAACUAUAAUCACCUUCAAAGACUUCAGACUGAUUUCAAGCAUACAGGAAAACUGUUUAUGAAUUGUGCAGGCUAAAUUAAAAUACAUUCUUUACCUUGCAAACACGCUUUUAAAAAUAUGAAAGAUACUGCUUGUGAAAUUUAAUAUAGAAACUUGCACACAAAUAUAAACAGGUUAAAAAAACCCAAACAAGAAAACUUUUGGUCACCAAAAGUUUGUUUACCUGACAGUCGCUGCAGGAAGCAAGUUAUGCCCUAAAUGGAAAUGAGGAAUAGCAUGUGCUGUAUAUUUCAUUGAUUAUAGGCUUUUAAAAAUAGAGCCUUUAAUAAUUAAAACUUGAAAACCAUUAAUCAAAUUACGUAUUCUAAAAUGGCUGGGGU